Molecule: messenger RNA, 1196 nt
Organism: Seminavis robusta
Lineage: Eukaryota; Bacillariophyta; Bacillariophyceae; Naviculales; Naviculaceae
Source: the annotation of a GenBank genome assembly
AAAUCGCAGCCAUCGCCCAAGCCAAUGGGCCCAAGCCAAUCUUACUUUGCCAGACAGCAUACGCUGUACUCCAAGCCACAGACUCCAAGAUCAGAUAGUUACUUACCCGCUGUGUUGCCGAGAACAAUUUAAAAAGCCAUGAUCCACCCAAGUGUUUGCCUUGUUCUCCUUGCAUUCUUGCGCUCGGAUAGGUCGUCCGCCUUCCAAGCGCCGGUGAUGACACAACAACUGCCGACCAGAGCUGUUGUUCUCAGUGACAAUGCUCCAUCCUGUCGUUCCCAAAGACGCUUCACCACCCACUUGUCCGCCGCUGAGUUUGGUGAACUCUCCAUAUCCGAGCCAUCGCGUCCCACUCCCUCCAUUGUGACGGCCGCACAGGCACCAUUGCCGUGGGAAGAAGAGAAAUCACACCACAACGACGACGAAAACUGGCAGGACGGCCAAUUGUGGUCCCUCACACGACAGAGAUUGAUGGAUAUCUGGGUACUCCCUCGAGACAUGUCCAAUGGAUCCUGGGAACCUUACGCUAUGGCGGCCAGUGCCGGGGAAGAAGCACUCCUCCAAAAAGCACCUCAGUUGCUACGUCUCUCACACACUCAAGUGCUGGAGGCCGCCAAAACCAUUACCCGAACGUUGCGAUUGCCACCCGCGGUCUUGCGACGCGAACCCAUGCUCCUCACCAUGAAUCCGACACAGUUGAUCGGGGGCUACAACCGCUUAUUGUUGGAGCAUGAUGCCAUACGCGAUGAACCCCAUCGAUUGGUACAAGCUGCCACGGAGUGGGCUCGGGAGGACAACAACGGCCAUGGCAACAACAGCAGCAUGUCUCCUUGAAGGACCGAACGAACGAAUGUGCAGUAUCGUACGUAGUAUAAGGAAUGAGUGAAUUGAGGGGUGGCCCGAGAAUUCGUACGUGGAUCUCGAGUACCCCGUUGCAUGGCUGGCCUCUUCUGGGCUAUAAUAGGUUUGCAACUGGUCUCCGUCGUCGAAUCAGAGAGGCUGUCAAGAAGGAUGGGUCUGGCUGAAAGAAUGGCAUCACUCAGCACGUUUCUCUCCCCUGGUCGAUCGCGAUGAAGUUCUGCUGUACUGACGCAUAACAGCAGUGUAGAGCGCUUAAAAAGCAUGUGAGAGCGACUUCCUGUGUAGUAGUUACUAGUAGCUAACAUUUAUUGAGCAAGUGAUUUAUGCUGGCCGGC